CAACCGAUUAACAAGAGGGCGUCCGUCACACGUGUCACCUCCUUCAUCCUCCAUCUCUCUCUGAACCUCUGCCGUUCCCAUCCCGCGGGACUGGCCUUGCCUCUCUAUGUAGGUAAUGGACCAAAUACAACUACAAGGACCCGAUCUCGCCGCCUAACAUUUCGAAUACCAAGUUAGGACCAAGCCACUCGUUCUUCCCUUGCCAUUCGUUGCGCCACUCGUUCUCUACUUUUCUCUCUCCUUUCCUCUCCAUCUCUUCGAUCAUUCGGAAUAUUGUGCUCAACUCGGUUUGAUUAAGGUGAUUGACGAUUGAGUUGUGGAGCCACUGAUUUGAUUUUCACGGAUUCCGGAGUUUGAUCUGGUGUGCGCUGGGGCCGCCAUGACUGCCGCAGGUAGUAAUAAUCAAUUCAUCUCCGUUCAUCCCGAUGAGCUCAAGUUCAUUUUUGAGCUCGAGAAGCCAAGCUAUUGCGAUCUUAAAGUUGUAAACAAGACAGAACACCAUGUUGCUUUUAAGGUUAAAACCACUUCUCCUAAGAAAUACUUUGUUCGACCCAACACUGGAGUUAUACAGCCCUGGGAUUCAUCUGUUAUCAGAGUUACUCUCCAAGCACAACAAGAAUAUCCUCCAAACAUGCAAUGUAAAGACAAGUUCAUGAUACAGAGUACAGUAGUGCCUCCACAUUCUGAUGUUGAUGAGCUUCCACAAGAUACAUUUAACAAGGAUAGUGGAAAGACAGUAGAGGAGUGCAAGCUUAGAGUUGUGUUCAACAAUCCCACUUCAGAUCAAAGAAACUCAGGAGAUUUUACAUUACACAGUUCCACACAUAGUCCUGAUACUGACUCUACCUUACGGCGUCUAAAGGAAGAAAGAGAUGCUGCCGCCCAACAAACAGCACAACUGCAACAGGAACUGGACAUGCUGAAGCGACGAAGAUAUCGGAGAAGCGACCCCGGCUUCUCCUUCAAAUUUGCAAUCUUUGUGGGAAUCAUAGGAAUGUUGGUUGGUCUCCUCUUGAAUCUUUCCUUGUCUUCCCCAGCAACAGAAUGACUUGACUACAUAUAUGCACAACGGAAGACAUAUUUUCUUGUAUUUUUUACAAUUUCUGGGCGUCUUUUGGGUGGGAAUUUGGCAUUUCUUUAUGUAUGUUAGUUAUUGCAAGCAUGUCCUUAAUAAGCUGGUUUGCUAGAUCUUUCUUUCUUCGGACCCAUUGAUGUGUUAGGGUAGUAUGACUGAGAGUGCAUAGUCUUCUCAUUUUUCGUUGAAGAAUUUACUUGAUUGAGAUUUGUGUACAUUUUCGUGCUUUAGGAUUUAGUUUACUCACUGGAUGAGUUUGGCCCGA
Tripterygium wilfordii is the source of this 1340-nucleotide messenger RNA. RefSeq names its product vesicle-associated protein 2-1-like. Gene Ontology annotation, biological process: endoplasmic reticulum membrane organization. The record is from RefSeq and is a predicted model, not a curated record. Bases 380 to 1048 code for a protein of 222 amino acids. The transcript has 7 exons. NCBI's taxonomy places the organism in Eukaryota, Viridiplantae, Streptophyta, Magnoliopsida, Celastrales, Celastraceae. Gene Ontology annotation, cellular component: endoplasmic reticulum membrane; plasma membrane.